CUUCUUGCAAUUUGUUUGUUUCUUUAAAGCAAUCAUGUUUGAACGUAUGGAUUCGCUUGAAAAUGGCUAUAGAAACACGACGAAGAGGAAUACAAUGAAGCGCAUACUUCGAACCUUUCUUGUUGGCACGAUUUGUGUCACAUCUAUCUUGUGCAUCCUCCAAUUCUGGUGAAUCAACCAUGUGGUCUCCACAACCUCUCGCAACACAGAAGAUAAUUUCAUCUUUUCACUCAGCACAUGGACAAACAUCCACUGGUCCAGCCCCGAAAUCUGGGAUCCCAAACGUCAGGAGGAAAUCCGUAAAGUCAUGCCCGUCGCCGUACAUUCCCACAACGACUACACGCGCAGAAUUCCUCUUUGGGAAGCCAUAGGAUCUGGAUGCGUUAGUGUGGAGGCGGAUGUGCAUUUUGACAGGUCUGAUUUACUCGUUGGGCAUUCUGCAAGGGGGUUGAAGCGGAAGGAGUCGCUUGUGGCUAUAUAUCUUGAGCCGCUGGAGCGAUUGAUCGGGAGUCGUAAUGUUGAUGUUACGGAGGGAGGUUGGCGAGGUGUUUUCGAAAAAGUGCCUGAACAGACACUAGUUUUGCUCGUGGAUCUGAAGACGGAAAGCCGACAGACGCUCCAGGAACUCAGCAGACAACUCCAGCCAUUGCGGGAACUGGAUUACCUUACCUACUGGAAUGGGACGAGCAGAAUAAUGCGUCCUCUUACGGUCGUCGCAUCAGGCAAGGUUGCCUUUGGGGACAUCCUGGCGCUGAAUCCUACUCACCGCGACAUCUUCUUCGAUGCACCGCUGGCAUCCCUUCACACUCCCAAAGACGAUUGGACAACUUCUCCACCGACCCACGCGUACAAUAUCUCAAACUCGUACUACGCAUCCAGCGAACUCAAAGAUGGUAUUAUAAGUCUCGCCAGCGAUGGCGACAAGACCUCAUCACCAGAAGAGCAAGAUGCAUCCAGCAGUCAGCCAGAGCAAGCCAAAUCUCGCGGUCUGGUAUCUAGAUAUUGGGGUUCUGCGGGUCCCAAGUAUCAGACUUCUGAGCAAGUCAUGUGGAGAUAUUUCACCGAGAUCAUCGGGAUUGGGAUUAUCAAUAUGGAUGAUAUGGCUGCGGUGAGGGAUAGGUCUAGAGGGAUGGGAAAGAUGGCGAUUCAAGAGAAGAAUUGACACUGUCCCACUCACGAAUGUGUAGAAUAUGAUAAAAUCCUUAUUGUGCAAGCGUC
Messenger RNA from Aureobasidium pullulans EXF-150, 1218 nucleotides. RefSeq lists its product as uncharacterized. The transcript has 2 exons. Bases 308 to 1162 code for a protein of 284 amino acids. Gene Ontology annotation, biological process: lipid metabolic process. The record is from RefSeq and is a predicted model, not a curated record. Gene Ontology annotation, molecular function: phosphoric diester hydrolase activity. NCBI's taxonomy places the organism in Eukaryota, Fungi, Ascomycota, Dothideomycetes, Dothideales, Saccotheciaceae.